AAGAAACAUGGCGGCGUCCAGUACAGCGGAGCACUCUCCGGAGAUAUCGACGCCUUUAAAGAUACCGAAAACCGAGGUGGCAUCACCCGAGUCGGAGGAUUUGAGUGACAGCAAUCAAUACCACUCCAACCCCUCGACGCCUAACCGCUUCUCGCCUCUGAACGUGGGCUCCGGCACCGCGGGCCGGACGGCGGCCUCAUCCUCCAACAGCUUCACGGCUUGCCGGGGGAUGUCGUGGACCCCGUCCGAGACCAACGCUCUCAUCGCGGUGUGGGGCAACGAAAGGCUGACGGAGGCGCGGAUGCAGCAGCUGGAGGUCGCGGGCACCGUGUUCUCCGGUAAGGCCCCCGGGCCCGCCAUGUACGAGCGGGUGUCCAGAGCCCUGUCGGAGCUGGGAUACGAGAGGACCCCGUCCCAGUGCCGGGAGAGGAUGAAGACGCUGCGGCGCUGUUACAGCCGCGUGAAGGAGCACGGCAUUGGCAAGAGGAAGAGCAGCUACACCAUAGAGCAGCUGGAGAAGGUGUUCGGACAGGGGGGCUGGGACUCCCAGAGCUGUGCCCCCGUGCUCAUCAACAGCAGCGGGCUGUACCAGGAGAUGGAGUCUGACAGCAGCACCCUGGAAGACUUCUCCCAGGAGGACUGGUGCAACCAGGUGCUGGACUCUGCCUUUCAGGAGGGGGACAUGGAGACUGAAGAAAUCCAGAUGCCUAAAGACCGUGCCCUACAGAUCCAAAUAGAGCUGUCAGAACAAAUCCAGAAAAGGGAGACCAUGCAGACCGUGAUGCGCAUCCUGGAGUCGGUGCAGCUCAAAUGGGAGCACUUCCAGACGUGGACCGAGUUCUCUCGGCUGCACCUUUCCAACAAGCUGGCCAUCUUCGGCGUGGGCUACAACACGCGCUGGCGCGAGGACGUGCGGUACCACUACGCCGAGAUCAGCUCGCAGGUACCGCUCGGCAAGAGGCUCCGCGAGUACUUCAACCCGGAGAAGCCCGAGGGUCGCGUGGUCAUGACCCGGGUGCAGAAGAUGAACUGGAAGAAUGUCUACUACAAGUUCCUGGACAUCACCAUCAGCGAGGCGCGCUGCCUGGAGCUGCACAUGGAGGUGGACUGGAUCCCGGUGUCCCAGUCCAGGGCGCCGGGCUGCGGCAAGGCGACAUCCCACUACCUGCUUCCCGGGGACAUCCCAAAGGCGUACGGACUGUACGCCAUCGGCUACGAAGCCCAAGACCUCAGCUGGCCUCGGCCCAACGGGGCGCCGAGCCAAGCCGACGGAGAAGGUUCGGAGAAGUGGGAAAGGACUGUAGGGGAAGUCACCUACUGCUACCUGGGCAUCGCGGAGGAGAGGACCAUACAGCAGAGCCUCUUCCAGCACUUCCAGGGCCCCGGCAAACACUACGGCCACGCCGAGCCCCCCGCCGUGACGCGCUUCCUGCAGGAGAACUGCAGCGGCGCCGCCGCCGCCAAUCAGAACGGGGACGGCGCGGAGGACUCGUCGCAGCGCUUCGCCAUUUACAUCAAAUUCAUCGAGGUGGAGCUGGACUUCCUGUCGGCGGGCUCCCUGCUGGAGUGCCUGGAGACGGCUGUGGGCUGUCCCCUGAAGUACAACAACAAAGACGCAUCGUAACCAAACACGGCGUUUCGCAUCUUGUACCGACUGAAGAUGAGCACAGCGUUCUGCGCCGGUCAGGCCCCAGAAAGGGGGGGGCUCUGUCUUUUUCCAACGCAUGUGUGUGCAGGAGUCUGCCAUAUUUUCACCGCCUGUUUGAUUUCUCAUGGGACCAUUCGUUAGGUCCAAAAGGAGUGACUGCACAGCAGGUGUAUUGUGCACAGCUGUGGCUACAAUAACUUAAGUAUAACAGAGCUGCAAUAUCCAAGAAGUAUGUACUUAUUAUUUAAGGCUUAUGUGCACUACAAAGGUGUCUGCUGCUCGUUUAGUGUAGAUAAGUAUUCCCUCAUCAGGGAGCGCGUGGUUGGCUAGGUAACUACUGCAGCAUGCAUCCGUUUACCUCCGUGGGAUGUGCCGAAUAAGGCAUCGUGGGGUGGAUUUAUUCUCAAAUCUGCCGUUAGCUAUGACUGCGGAGGUCUGGACCUGAGCUCACGGAGGAGUGGCGUGCUGGUCUUUAGCAUGUGGAACAGAGCUGCAGCUGGGGAUGCCUCCAUGCAGGGAGGCACCCGGGAGGUGGUGCACGAACCCAUCGGGCCGGGCCGCCUUGGUGGUUUCCUCUCCAUUUCAAUUCAGCGCUGAGCCGUGCGUGGCGCUUCAUGCCGAACUGGGGCGGCAGCUCCGUGCAGCAAGUAAAUAAAACGCCACGUGUUGCCAACGGCGCUGUAAAUAAUGCACGCUUCUGCAAGAUCGCAGACCUUGGCCUCUCUCUCCCCCCCCCCCCACCGUUGCGCUCUCUGCGCAUAGGGGUUUAAAUGAACGACAACAAUAAACAAAUGCUGAGUUCUGUGCAAGCAAUUUAAGGCCGCGAUUCUUGUGUCAAAUAUGGCAGGCUUCAUUCUGUGAGCAGACAGUCCGUCGCCGUUGUUUUUGUUUUUUUCAAAACAUUUGAAUAUUCAUUUUCAUUUCAUUUGAUUAUCUGCUUUGAACAACUAUUUGAAUAGAUAUUCGAAUAUAGAAUAUUCGCUGACAGCCCUAGUACCCGGAUGCCUGUGUGGUGUUAACGACAUGAUGAUUGAUAAGAUGUGACGUGAUUCCUGAUCACAUACCAGACCUUGCACAUCCACAUGCCUCGGUAGGUCUGUGGUGUUGAGGGCUUUGCUCCUGCAGAAGCGAGAGCUCUAUACUCUGGAACACUGCCACACACUCAGGUAAAUCUCAACUGGCUUGUAAUUCAGAAAGUGCUUUCAAAACAUCCGUGUGAGCCCUCUUCCUUAUUUUGAACAUUUUUGGAAAAGAACAGCUAACGGUCAUCGAGUGUUCGAUCUCCGUCUACAGCUGUGUCCUGAGAGAGUAAAGAGACUCGCUCUAAGCUGAAAUGGAACCCAACUCGCAGUAACGUUGGGUCACUGCAUCCAUGCAUAAUGGACCACAUCAUUGGAGCCUCCCCAGCUGCAGUGGUAAACCAACACGCACUCUCCUUCUGAUGGGCGGGAGCCGGGCCUCGAGCCCUGAGAUGAGACUUGAAGUCAGGUAAAGAAAAUCAACGUGCAAUGUGCCAGGAGAGGACCAGGAGAGAAUCAACAGGUCCAUAUUGAAUCUAUAAAUACAUGAAAUCUACCUGAAAUAUCUAUAAUGUAUAUAUAUACACAUAUAUAUUUAAAAAUAUUGAUGUUCUUAAGCAUUUUGGCUUUUGAAAACUUGCAAUGUUCAUUUGUUUCUGGUAUAUAGUCUAUGAAGAUGAAUAUGAUAUUUUAUAUUUUAUUGGUUGACACCGUGUCUCGUAUGUGAAUGUCUUGAAGUCACCGUCUUGUACGUUUACAUGUUUGAAAAAACAAUAAAUGGGGCCCUUACUGUCAUUUGCCACACGGUGAAAAGGGAAUCUCUUCAUUUAGAAUAUCGGAU
This is a messenger RNA of Pungitius pungitius (ninespine stickleback), 3508 nucleotides long. It is a transcript of the gene msantd2, whose product is annotated as myb/SANT-like DNA-binding domain-containing protein 2. The coding region runs from base 8 to 1624 and encodes 538 amino acids. Lineage: Eukaryota; Metazoa; Chordata; Actinopteri; Perciformes; Gasterosteidae. The record is from RefSeq and is a predicted model, not a curated record. The transcript is spliced from 4 exons.